CAAUUAUUAUAAAUGAUUACCGGAAAGAAAAUAAAUAUUUGCCUGACUAUGGUCGAGUGACGAGUGUGGAGCAGGAGGUGUUUCUCUCAUCAGCAUCUUUCUCUUUCUCUGUUACAUAUCCUGUUGGUAAAGGUCAUGUGAUUACACAGUGAAUGACAAAAGGGAAUUUAGCUCUAGGUCAAUUCUCAAAGAACGUUUCAUCUGCAUAAUGCUCUUACUUCAGUUUAAAAUUCCCUGGAACAUUUAAUUAUGGCCACUGCAAGAGAUAGCAAUGAUCCAACAGAUAUCAAUCGCGUUUUGGAAAAUUUGGGAAGCCUGAUUGGUGAAUUGGAUGCCUGUGUCACAGAAAAUGAUGGAAAGGCUGUUGCCAGUGAAGUGGAAGACAAUGAAAACUUUGGUGUACAUUUGGAAUUCUUGCUAGCUGACACAGAUGAGUUUGAUGAUGAUGAAUAUCAGUGUCUUAUUCCUCGUCGAAGAUCAUCUUCACACGUAACACCUACCAGCACCAUCAAUCAAAGUCGUGACAAGGGCUUAAUGGAAAGAGCAGUCAGUUCAGCUCACACUUCUCCCCAACAACCACUUAAUUCAAACUCUGGUUCUGUAAACAAGACACAGGAAAAUCAGUACACCACUCCACCAAAUAGGAGUGGUUAUAAAGAGGCUUUCAAAGAGGUUGCCCUAAGUGUGGAGUUGCAAGGAAGUUUCAAAAAAAUUGAUGAAAGUUCAGUCACUGCUUCAGCUCAGAAGAAUGCUGCACCCAAUCACAAUGCAGCUUCCCAUGCUAAAGCAAAGCCUAAUCAUUAUGUUGCACCCAGUGAACUUGGUUUUAAUAGACACAAUCCUGAAAAGUCUGGUGCCACAACAAAUGGAAUGGUGCACUGCAGUCAGCAAUGCAUAACACAAGAAAAACUUAAAAUGCAGCACAUAACAGUGGUAGUUUUUGAUGAGGAUGGCAAUCCUGUUGGAUUGGAAGUUUCAUCUGCUAUGAGGGCUCAGGAAGCCUGUUACAGGCUAGCAAUAUUAAAAAAAAUUGAGGAUGAUCCUCAGUGGGUGCUGACAGAAUAUCUGACUGACCUAGGCAUUGAGCGUAACUUAGAAGAUCAUGAGAAUUUAAUGUCCAUAUUGAAAACAUGGGCACCUGGUUCAAACAACAAGUUGUUGUUUAGAAAAGAUCUUAGAAAGUACCACUUCUUUGCACACACAACUAAUUAUUUCCCAUCACAUUUGUUGGACUCUGAAAGUUCAGACAAAGCAGUCACAGAGAAAGCACAGAAGGCAAAGACAAUCUUACAACAGAAACUGUUCAGUACCUGUACCAGAGUCCCACAAAUAGAGGGGAUUUUACAUUGCAAAGAUUUUGGGAAAAAGUCAUGGAGCAAGAAAUUCUUUUUCCUGAGGGGAUCAGGUCUUUAUUCUUCCAGUAAAGGAAAGUCAAAGGCUUCUAAAGACUUGGAAUGUUAUGUUCAAUUUGAUGGAGCAAACCUGUACAACAUUAUAAAUCCUAAAAAGUCUCACAAAGCGCCAGCAGAGUUCUGUUUUUGUAUAGUGCCUUAUAGGGCACGAGAGCUGAAGGAGCUGAAGUGUCUUUGCACUGAUGAUGAGAAAACAAUGAUGAGUUGGAUGAUGGCUGUCAGAAUUGCUAAGUUUGGACCUCAACUCCGACAAAAUUACGACGACAUGAUACGAAAGUUUGCCAAGUUAACGAAGUACCGCGAACAGACAUCUGAAAGUCAGAACGCCUCGAGCGAAAAAGAAGACGAAGACAUGAAAGAGACGACAAAGGAAGGACGAGUUCCAAUGGAUUUCACCGGUGAAAGAGGAAAAGUCAUUACGGAUUUAAACGAAAUUCAACAACUGGCUAACACAAGAAACAACGUAAAACUGAGUAAACGAAUAUCAUCUCAACAUUUCAUUUCAACUCACACCGCUACUUCAGGGCACCAUUUCGUCAAUGAAUCGUGGUUUCACGGAAGAAUUACAAGAGAACACUCGCUACACUUACUUGCUGCUGCGGGAAUAGGCGACGGGUUGUUCCUUGUGCGUGAAAGCAGCAGCGUUCCCGGUGUGUUUGUGUUAACGUUUUGCAUGAACAGAAAAGUCUACCACUGUCAGCUUGUUCAGGACAUCGGCCAAGGAAGCAAAACUUUCUUUAGUCUUGGCAAGGGACCAGCAUUUGAAACCUUACAACAACUGAUUUACUUUUACCAACGGAAACCAAUCAAUGGCGUCACUCUCGCCCUGCGCACUCCAUGUCCCAAAUCAGGAUAGAGUAAAAAUCUGCGACUUGUUUGUUGUCCUUGGGUAGAUCACGUGAUCUUUCAGAAACAGGUUGGAAACAAACACAGUACUCUCACUGAACUGUGACACGUCACUUUCGACAUCAAGACUUCAAGACUUUACGUGAAUAGCAAAGCGAGACAAUAAUAUCAAUCCAAUUGAAAAUCAUGAUUUUGAUUAGCACUGAUUACUGCUGCUGAGCAUGUAAAAUUGUAAAGUACCUCAGUCAUCUACGUAAAGUAUGGGUAAUUUUUUCGCUUUUUAUCGAUUAAGUUCCUAAUCAUUUCGCCUUUGUGUAGAUUAAAUAAUAGCAAAGUGUGACAAUUUAUCAUCCCUCUGUCGGUUUUCUCAUUGGUAACUACAUUUAUACCAUUUUGACACCUUUUUCCCCUUGAUAGAAGAACAAACUCCUCUUCUUCAGAAGCAGUUAUGCAAGGAUUUACCGUUAUGAUUCAUAACUAACCAGUUGAUCAAAAAUUUUAAUAAAUUCGUCUACAUAAGAUUUUUGAAACGUUGAAGAAAAAAAAUAUUAUCACAGAAUACGCUAUUUACCCCUUGUAAAUGAAACAAAAUGACGAAGGAUAUGCAUGAUGAUAUAUUUGAAACCUAUAAUUCAGAUGCACCUCGUGAAGGUGAAUGUAAGACUUGUAAAUAGUUUUAUCAACGGUGAUUAUAUAAACAAAUUAAAAUGCCAAUCCCAAUC
Molecule: messenger RNA, 2980 nt
Organism: Pocillopora verrucosa
Lineage: Eukaryota; Metazoa; Cnidaria; Anthozoa; Scleractinia; Pocilloporidae
Product: growth factor receptor-bound protein 14
Biological process (GO): signal transduction
Source: RefSeq, a predicted model, not a curated record